Molecule: messenger RNA, 3530 nt
Organism: Musa acuminata subsp. malaccensis (wild Malaysian banana)
Lineage: Eukaryota; Viridiplantae; Streptophyta; Magnoliopsida; Zingiberales; Musaceae
Source: RefSeq, a predicted model, not a curated record
GACUUCCCCGGUCGCUCCUCGCUCCACCGCCGCCUCCUCCUUCUCUUCCCCCUCCUCCUCCUACUCUUCCUUGUAUUCUCCUUCUUAUUUCCCCCAUCGAUACACUCCCCUUCCUUGGAGCGGAUUGGCGAUUUCUUCUUAUUCGAUCUUGCCGAGACAUUCGAUCGGUAGCCCCGCCCGACUUGGGAUUCCUCGGAGAUUGAUCGGUCCUCGGAGUGAUCUAGCGGAAUGCGCUUUUUUUGAAGGAGUUUGUUUGCUCGUCGGCGGGUUCCGAUCGCUUGAGCGGAAAAUAAUUGGAAUUAGGGUUUCGACGGGGAAGAUGCCGCGGAGCUCACGGCAUAGAUCUCACCGGUUGCACAAGCACUCGAGAGAUCUGUCCGAUUCCGAGGAGGACGGGAGUCCGCGGGAGAGGAGGAUCAGGGAGGAGGAACCGACCGCGAGCUCUGGUGCUAGGGUUUCCAGAGAUCCGGAGCCGGAGAAGCGGAGAUCCUCGCACGAACAUGCCGGGAAAGAGCUGGUGGUCACUAGCAAUGGGGAUGCCUCUGGGGAGCAUGGGAAGAAGCGUAAAGAAAAGGCAGAGGAGGUGGCAGUUGCUGAUCGAUGGAAUGGCGGUGAGGAGUGUGACCACAAGAGGUCGAAGUGUGAGGAAUUUGGGCCCGUGGAGUUGGAUAAGAGUUCAAGGUCUAAGCUUUUGACUGCUGAUUCCAAGGUCAGGUCUAGCAGAAGGCAUGAUGGUUCAAAUGAAAGAGAUGAGAAUUCUGGUGGGAAGAAUGAUUCGGCCAAGCACAAGUCUGAAAGAGGUGCAGAUCGGAGGGAGAGCAGUAGUCAGUAUAAGGAUGGAAGGGCUAGGAACAGGAUAGAGAAGGACACCAUCAAGGACAGGGAGGUCCAAGAUUCCAGGCAUGACAAGUAUGAUGAUAAGCAUAGUAGAAAAAAUGGUCCUAAGUCUGGUGGCAGCACAGAAGAACUCACUUCAAAGAAGUAUACAACAAAUAAUGAAAGGCAAGAACAAUAUAUCUUUCGCAGUGCUGAGACAGAGGAGCCUGAGAAACACCUAGGGAGAAGAGAUGACUUUGAAGAAAGAGAGAAAUGGUUGGAUGAUAGUGGACAUGCGGAUGAUAGGAGAUUGUAUUCUAUGGAUGAUCGUAGUAAAAAUAGAAGCUAUAAAGAUGAAAGGCAUGAAGAUGCUAAGUACAGAGGCAAAUACAGGGAUGACGAUGACAGGGAUCAGAAGCAUCGUGAUGACAAGUACCAUGAUGAAUGUCCAGAUAAAGACCACACCAGCAAUAGAUCUGACAAAUGGAACCUUAGAGAUGAAAACAAACCUCUGGAGAGUCAUUAUAAAAGAAUUAAACUUCAGGAUACUGAUCAUGAUGCGACUUCCUAUGUUGAUGGCCAUGAAACCAAGCUCAAAGAUAACAGGGGAAGAAAUAGAUAUUCUGAUGAAAAGGAUCACAGUGACCUAGAACCCAGAGGUGCAAAGGAACAACGUGAAGUUUUUCAGAAAAAUGCAUCGAUUACCAGUCAAACUGGUUCACAUUCUGAUAAACCUAGGUCAGAGAUUCAGCAACCAGAGAAGACUAAUUCAAGUCCAAGAAAUCACCGACUGAAAAGCUCCAUUAGCUCAAGCACAUGUGCUGCUAAAGAUCUUAACAGGAAUAUCUCAAAGAUUGCAGAAUUUGCACAUAGUGAGUCAGCUCUUGAAGAUAGACUUUACCCUAAUGCAGCUUCUAAAGGAGAUAGUUCCAUUUCUUCUGGACUUCGUGACAAAAUUUCUGUUACUAGAUCAGGGAAGCAAACCCUAAAGGAUGACAUCCAUUCUGGUGAACUUUUUGCAGAAGCUGCUGCUUCUUCAAAGUGCAAUAGGACUCCGAGAUCAGAUGCCCAUACGUCACCAAAUCAGUUGAAGGGAAGAUCUUCUUCAGCUAUUAUUAAUCGUCGGUUUUCAGAAAGAUCUCCUUUGAAGUAUGAGAGAUUUGCCAGGCAAUGCGUUGAUAUUGAAAUUGGGCAGAGGAGUAGUAGCUCCAAAGCUGGAGACAGAGGAGAGUCGGCUUUGGAAAAGCCAAUCAUAAAUGACAUAUCUCCUGCUGAUGUCUGUGUUAGGGAGUCAACCCUUGGUUCAUCAUCUAUUAAUCGAAGUGAUUAUGUUUCUGACUGUUCAUUUAACCACCUUCCCUCUCCAUUGCCUGUGAGGUCUGGGGUUGACUAUCCAGCAGUCUUGGACCCAUAUCAAGAUGAUGAGAGAGCUCGGAGUACCGACCGCAAAUCUUCUAAUCGUUAUAAAAGGAUGGAUGAUCUUGGAUUCAUAAGAGGGCAUGGAAACGCAUGGAAGGGUGCCCCAACUUGGCCCUUUCCAGUUACAAAUGGUUUUGUUCCAUUACAACAUGGUCCACCUCCUGUAUUUCAUCCAGCCAUGUCUCCGUUCCCAGCUCCACCUUUAUUUGGUGUUCGACCACCUAUUGAUUUGACCCAUGGUGGGGUUUCUUAUCACAUGCAUGAUGAGGCUGUGAGGUAUUCUGGUCAUUGCCAGCCAUUUGGUUGGCACAAUCCAGUCGAUCAAUUAUCCCAUCCUCACAUGCAAAUGUGGGAUGGAAGCAGCGACAUGUUUAAGGAUGAAUCCCAGACCUAUGGGAGGCCAGAAUGGGAUGAAAAUAGUCAGCUAAAGAGCAGUAGAGGUUGGGAAAUGGGUUCUGAUAGGUGGAACAAAGAAAGGGAAUUGUUGAGACAUUCUCUUACUGAUGAACUAGCCCAAUCAAAAUGUUUGCCUACUGGAAGCACUGGAGCAAAACAAUCAAGUGAUACACUGCCUGUCAAGAGUGCUGUUCCGUCUCCCCAAAAGGAUGUAAUUGAGAAGACACAUGAGCCCUCAAAUGUGCCAGGAGAUAAAAUAUCCAACUGUUUCGUCAAUUACUUUUCAAGAAUAGAUAUCUCGCCAGCUCUUGCAGGUUCAGAAUUGUACAAAAGGUGCAAAUCCCAAUUGAGAACGUUACAUGUUAAUGAUGCAUGCAAUUGGACUACUUACAGAAGCAUCCAGACUAACAAAGAAGGCAGCAUAGUGAAAAUGAAGAGCGCAAGUUCUAUCUUGAACUCUUUCUUUCCAUCUGCAAAAGAUAUUGUCUUCAAGAGGGCUAUGUUCUUGUAUCAGCAGCAAAAUGGAAAGGCAUACAGGAAACAUCAUGUACCGGCACCUGUAUAUUCUGAAGAAAAGGAGUCUCCACAAGCUUCUGCUAACCGGAAAGUACUGGGUGGUGCUAACUGUGCUUCCUUGGAGAAAACUGAUGCUGACUCCACUGAUCACAUCAAAGCAGGAGACAUCACUGUCGUACAGGACUCUGAUUGUCCUGGUGAUGCCAAGGAUCAAAAAUCUGAUUUCCCUUGUGGUCCUACUGUUCAUGGUAAUAGUACUCAAGGUUGUGAGGUUAUAGCAGAAGAGUGCAGGAUGAAUGUAAGUCGGAUACAUAAUGUUCCUGAAAAUACACACUGAACAAUAUUUUAUCUCUUUGCUAAUGCCAUUUUCAAGUUCAUGUUUA